Amoebophrya sp. A25 is the source of this 424-nucleotide messenger RNA. NCBI's taxonomy places the organism in Eukaryota, Dinophyceae, Syndiniales, Amoebophryaceae. The record is from the annotation of a GenBank genome assembly.
CGCAAUCCAACCUUCAACAUGGAGGAAGUGGUGCAAUCAUUGCUGCUCCUGGACGUGUUGGAAGAAGCUCAGCGACUUCGCCACAGCAUGUGAGUAUUAUGGGGCGAACCAGCCCAGGUACAACUAGUAUCGUGGGAGGCCAUAUAAAUACACGUACACACGCACAGACUGGUACGGAACCAACAGCUGCUGCGUCGUCGUCGUCGUCUUUUUCGAAGCUAGUGGGUGAUGGUUCUGGAGACCGUAAGUUCUCACCGAAACGGGCGUUGGCACAGGAACCGCCAGGCAUUCAGCAGGAACUUGUUCCCGCAAUGUUCUGCGGGAACUCACCGACACUGAGUAGUUCUACGCCCUUCGCUUUCAACGCUGCAUCCUCAUCAAGCAGUGGCCACAUGAUGUUUGUGGGCAGCAAGGCAACUGCGAG